Daphnia carinata is the source of this 1531-nucleotide messenger RNA. Its product is annotated as X-box-binding protein 1-like. The transcript has 3 exons. NCBI's taxonomy places the organism in Eukaryota, Metazoa, Arthropoda, Branchiopoda, Diplostraca, Daphniidae. The record is from RefSeq and is a predicted model, not a curated record. Gene Ontology annotation, cellular component: nucleus. The coding region runs from base 284 to 961 and encodes 225 amino acids. Gene Ontology annotation, molecular function: DNA-binding transcription factor activity, RNA polymerase II-specific; RNA polymerase II transcription regulatory region sequence-specific DNA binding.
AUUGCAUCAGCACAAAUAUGCAUCCGCCCCUUGUGCUGUUGUAGCGCACCCAUUGGUUCAAAUCCAAUGACGUCAUUGUGAAAAGGGUCUUUAUAAAAUCAGAAGUGAUCGAGACUUUUCUAGACAUUUGAAUUUUAGCUCUGAGAAAUGUUUACUUCAAAGAUUCGCUCUCUCGAUUUCAUCGUUUUACUAGUACAACAAAAAUAUCGUCCUUGUUCCAAAUUCUAAUUGUGAAACAAAAAUUGUGUGUACCUUAUUAAGGAACCAUCAAGUCGUCGCCAGCAUGCAAAUCAUCGUGAUACAACCAGGCAGCCAGGCUGCGUUGAACCUUGCUGAAGCCCAUCAACUUGCUUAUAGUUCAUCUUCUUCAACAGGAGAAGGUUCAGAAGUUGAGUGUGAAACAAAUGGAGAAGAUAAUUCUCAAAAACAACCCACAAGAAAAAGGCAGAGGCUUGAUCACAUGACUGAACAAGAAAAGUUCUUGAGGAGAAAACUGAAAAAUAGAGUUGCAGCACAAACUGCCCGAGAUAAAAAGAAAGCCAAAAUGGAUGAACUGGAAGAACUUGUUAAUAACCUUACAGCAGAGAACAAUCACCUCAGAGCUGAAAACCAGCGACUUCUAGCUGAAAAUGCUAGGUUGACAGGCAACCACCACAGUGUACUAGAAGAUCCAGUUCCCAAAUCAAUGGAAAGGAUUGUGUAUCCUGUUGAGUCAGCCGCACUCAUUAAUGGACCUCUGCCGCAGGGACAGGGUUACACUCCAUCUAUGGUUUUGAAACUGCUUCUACACCUGAUGCUGGUUCUGCAAUCCCCUGCAGUCCACUUAAAGUCAAACAAACUGAAAAGGUUUACCAAGGCCGACAUUCACAGCCAAUACUUCACCCCAUUCCAACAGUUAAAAAACUGCCCAUUAAACGACGCACAGUCGCCAACACAGCGGUCUCAGAAGUACCCACCAUAGCAAUGAAGGAAGCAGAAGGAAAUAUUGACAUUCUAAAUUGGCUUACUAAAGCUGUGUUGGAAAGUGAAGAUGUUCAUGCGAAAAACUUGCCAUUUCCUACAAAAACUGAAACCGAUGACUUUGAUCUGCUACAAUACGUUGAGGCUUCAGACGAUGGCGACAACUUAGAUGAAAAGAUUAUUGACAGUCUAAUGUCGUUCGAAACUCAAACUAUCGUAGACUUCUCUAGCGAACUUGCUAAAUCUUUUCCGGAAAUUAGAGAAUGUAACAAUGAUUUAUUGGAAAGAGCAAUGGAAUGUCCAGCGUCGCCGUUUUGCAAGUCUGAAGAAAUCGUCGACUAUGUCGAAAAUACAAAUAGUAUUUCUGGUUCCCCUAUAUGUGAAGAAGAUAUGCAGGAACCUGAUUGGCUUUCAACAUGGGAUUGUGUGUAAUCCCAAUGCAACUUUAUGUCCGAUCUUUCACAUCUAAUUUAUGUACUUCUUGUUUAUUCGUCACAUAUUGUCUAUUUUUUCAAGUGAUACAUGAUCUUGUAAUUUGUCAUAGAAAUACAGAAAUACUGUUCAUCUUUCA